CAUUGGGUCAUGGAGCUUCGACCUCCAUCCCUGAAGGCAGCCUCGGAAUCUGUGAUUUUGCCAUCCACAACAUCACACGUUUCCAAGUCAUGAGCUUUCUUACUCCAAAGCAGGCUGUAGCGCUACCCAGACUGCCUCAGAUGUCCUCCGACGCAUCAUGGACCUUCUUUGGUCCUCUAAUGACCGAGUACUCCUCUAUCGUUAACCUGAUCUCUCUUGUCUGUCUCGGCCUUGGUCUUAUGCUGUUCAUACCUGUUCUUCUUCUCGUGAUCUUCGACCUCUUCCUUUGGAUGUGGAGGAAUAUCAGUAAUACGAACCCACCUGCGAUUGUCGAUUCCGAACGCGAUAGCGUUGUCACUACGAACCCACAUGCUGCUGCAAUAGCAACAGGAAUAGACAAAGCGUCACUUUAAUCAUGAUAACACACAACGAACUGGAAAUACGUGAAUUCUCAUUGGGGCUUCAAACUUGAUACUUUUAAUUUGGCUAUUCAAUAUGGACUUUUAUGCAAUCUGCGACAGGACCUUGAUCAAAUCAGCUGUCACUCCCAUGGCGGUCACAUCACCUCCAGCACCGGCACCCUGGACAAUCAGAGGGUUGCUUCCAUAUCUCUCGGUGUAGAAGCUGAUGAUGUUAUCACUACCCUUAAGAGCAGCAAUAGGGUGCGAGCGGUCGAAUUGCUCCAGACCAACCUUGACCUGCUUGGAAGCAGCAUCAAUGCUACCAACAAAUCGGACAACCUUGCCAGCCUUCUCAGCAGCAGCCUUUGUCUCCUCCAUCUGAGAGUCAAAGGCAGGGAGCUUCUCAAGGAACUCAUCGCCGCUGGAAACAGACUCCAGCUCCUUGGGAAUGAGGCUUUGCACGGGGAAAGAAGUGGGGGACUCAACGGGGAUGCCAGCCAGACGAGCAAGGAUGGUCAGCUUGCGAGCGACAUCGAGGCCGUUGAGAUCGUCUCGGGGGUCAGGUUCAGUGUAUCCCAAUGACUUGGCCUUCUUGACCUCCUCAGACCACUUGCCACCCUGGCCCUCGGUAGGAGCAAAAGAGUUGAAUAGGAAGGACAUGGUGCCGCUGAAGACACCCUCGAUCUUGGUGAUCUUGUCACCAGUCUCAACCAGGUCCUUCAGAGUGGAAAUAACGGGGAGACCAGCACCGACGGAAGACUCAUGGUAGACACGGGCUCCAGAGGACUCGGCAGCUGAGAAGAUGUCCUGCCACAACUUGUAUGAGCCUGAGAAGGCCUUCUUGUUGGGUGUAACGAUGCUGAUGCCUCGGCUCAAGGCAAGAGGGUAAAGUUCCGCAACAUCCUGAGAGCUGGUGUUGUCGACAAGAACGCUCUUGGCGGGGGCCUUGGCCAGGUACUCGACGACCUGAGGGAGGGCGAGAGGGGCCUUGGUAGAGGAGCCAAGUGUGUCGACGACGUUGCCGAUAUUAAGGGGAGAGUAGUCGUCGUUGAAGAGGGCUUUGCGGCUCGUGGCAAUGUAUGCGAGGUUCAGCUUCGGUGCUGGCUUCCGAGCAGCGAGGGAUUGGAGCUGGUCGAUGAAGGCCUUGCCGACACCUCCGGCGCCUGUUGGUGACAGUUGUUAGUUUGUAGUGUUUUAUAGCUUUGGCGUUUCAAUUACCGAUAAUUCCAAUGAAAACUUGUUUGGGAGCGGCCAUUGUUGCUGUUGCACUGAGAAA
Fusarium verticillioides 7600 is the source of this 1677-nucleotide messenger RNA. RefSeq lists its product as hypothetical. NCBI's taxonomy places the organism in Eukaryota, Fungi, Ascomycota, Sordariomycetes, Hypocreales, Nectriaceae. The record is from RefSeq and is a predicted model, not a curated record. The transcript has 2 exons. The coding region runs from base 90 to 413 and encodes 107 amino acids.